Messenger RNA from Quercus lobata, 1534 nucleotides. RefSeq names its product E3 ubiquitin-protein ligase ATL42-like. Lineage: Eukaryota; Viridiplantae; Streptophyta; Magnoliopsida; Fagales; Fagaceae. The transcript has a single exon. The record is from RefSeq and is a predicted model, not a curated record. The coding region runs from base 138 to 1406 and encodes 422 amino acids.
UUCAAUGCAUAACAACCUAUCUUAAGGACUCAAACUCCCCCUUUAUAAGCUAGAAGUUUUCCACAAAAAGUCUAAAUUAUCCAGAAGAAUGCUUUCUGGAGAACUUUAGAAUUCUGGGAAAGCUUUUAUAUUCAAUCAUGAAUAAAUUUCUUUUGCUAAUUUUGGUUCUCCAUUUCAUGUUCAUCAAUGUCAAAGCACAAAUGGCAGGGGAUAAUCAAGCUGCUUCACAACCUGUGCAACCAAGUCUUGCAGUUGUCAUAGGUAUCCUCUCAAUCAUGUUUUCAUUAACAUUUCUUCUUCUUGUCUACGCCAAAUUCUGUCACAGGAGAGGGUCCAUUCACAGCGAUCCACAAAACUUUGGAUUUAUUAGAUCAAGCUCUCGAUUUUCUGGGAUUGAUAAGACAGUGAUUGAGUCACUUCCAUUCUUUAGAUUCUCUUCACUUAAGGGGACAAAGGAAGGACUUGAAUGCUCAGUCUGCCUAUCCAAAUUCGAAGAUACUGAAAUGCUUCGAUUGCUGCCCAAGUGUAAACAUGCCUUUCACAUUGACUGCAUCGACAAUUGGCUUAUAAAGCAUUCAAGCUGUCCUCUUUGCAGGCAUAAGGUAAGCCCUGAGGACCCAACAAUUUUUACAUACACAAAUAGUAUGAGAUUGAUGAACCAGUCUGAGCUGAGACAAGACUCUAAUAUAGAGCUCUUUGUCCAAAGAGAAGAAGAUCAUCACGGAUCUUCAAGAUUCAGCAUUGGAAGCAGCUUUCGAAAAACUGAAAAGGGUAAUACAGAAGAAAAACCAUUAAUAUUCCAAGAAGAAGCUGACAAUAAUGAUGAAAACAACAAAGUCUUGCACAAGCACAACCACAAGAUUAUUGUAUCUGACUUUAUUUUCAACAACCGGUGGAGCAGUGUGAGUUCUUCAGACCUGAUGUUCUUGAACUCGGAGUUGCUUAGUGCUACAUCAAGCUAUAGAUUCUCUUCUUUGGAUUGGAAUAACGAGCAGUCCUCAACACCCAGAUCUUUAGAAAAUGGACAUAUUGUGAAGAUUAAAGAGGAGAUGGAGUUGAAGAGAUCAUUUGAGACCAAGGUUAGUACACUCAACAAAACUAGUCCAGUUUCAUUUCCGGGUCUUCCUUCUACAUCAGAUUCCACACCAAAUUUGAGUCAGACAUCAAGGUAUAUGAAUCCAACCGAGAGAAGAUCAAUGUCAGAAAUAACUGCACUUUCAAGAUAUGAAGAUAUUUCUGGUAUAAAGAACAGAAUUAGAGAGUCUUCUUUGAUUGAAAACAAUGUUAAAGCGGAAAGAAUGAGGCGGCUUUGGUUCCCAAUUGCCAAAAGAACAGUUAAGUGGUAUGCCAAUAGAGAAAGAAGGUCCCAACAGUCUCAGAACACACAACGAGUAUUAGAUGUAUAAAUCACAAAGAUACAUCUCCACGUAUGUUCUUUCCACUACUGUUAUAUAGUUUGAAUGUUCUUGAAUUUGGCUGAUAUUUAUUGAGAUGAAAGUCAGCUUGGAAUUCAUUGAUACAGUUUCAUAUUAGA